AUGGAACGUGGAACACACAUGAAUGAUACUCAGUUGCCACCGAUCAUAUAUUCUUAUAAUAAUUCUGCUAAUUAUAGCCCUCAAUUUGAUGGAACUUCGAUCAAUUCUUCUUCGAAUGACAGAAAUGAUCCGGCAAUGUUACGUAUUAUUAGAGAAGAAGAAUUAUUAGCUAAAGUUCCUUAUGUAAUUGAAAAUGAAAUGAUUAAAUUAUUCCAGGGUAAUACAGAUAAUAAUGGCAUUACCGUUACAUCAAAAUCGUAUCCAUUCAGAGAAUCAAAACGCUAUGGCGAUAAAAUCCAUCAGUUAACCGAAACAACCAACAAGGAACCAAUUUAUGAAAAUGUAGGACCUACAUUCGAGAACAAUGACUACGUUAAUAUGCCAUUAUCUACAUCGACUAACGAUUACACACAGGGUGAUGGUUAUUAUUACUACACAAUUGAUUCUAAUACAAAUAGUAAUCAAAUACCCCAGAAACCUCGUAAAACGCGAAAAAGUAAAAGUCAUCAACACCAAGUAGUAAAUGUCCAACAAAAUGGUAUUGAUAAUACACAGACAUUUACUCAGAAACAAUUAGAACAGUAUUUUGUACAACAACAACAACUAUCAUCAUCCUCCAAUUUCGAUCCACAAUCCCAACAAUAUGUCACACAGUUAUUACAACAGAAUGGUUACAUUCUACAACCAAUGUCAUCGGACGCUUGGACAGCAUUAUUUAAUCCAUCGAAUCAAAUACAGCACCAACAACAACAACAACAACAACAACAGCAACAAAAUGACAUUGCUGUCAAUGAAAAUAGUGUGGAAGUAACACCAGCAACCACUAAUCGAUCCAGCCGUUCACAUCGUGGUCAACCGGUAUAUUUUGCUGAUCGUCUAACAAAUCCUGCGUUUAGCGUUGAUAAAGAACUGUUAACAAAUACUAUUGCAAAUCAAUUUGGUUAUGAUAUUAAUUCACCACAGUUACAACAAUUAGUUCAAAAUCAACAUUUGUUUGCCGCUAGACGUCGUACAUUUGCCAAUAUGGUUUGGCAAUUAACACCCGAUGAAGAAUUAGCACUUCUCUCAUCCUCUUCAUCAUCGACAAAUCAUUUAUCACAAAAUGAUUCAGAUACAACAACCACAAAUCAAAACAAUAAUAAUAAUCAAAUGAAUGGAUCAAACGGUAAUGGAAAAUCAAUAUUAAAAAAAGAAUAUAUCAAAAAUAAACCCCCAAUUAUUCCAUCAACAAAUACGACUGCAUAUAAUAAACGAAAAAAUGUUAGUUUUACAAAUCCUACAUUUUAUGUUAGUUAA
This is a messenger RNA of Didymodactylos carnosus, 1296 nucleotides long. NCBI's taxonomy places the organism in Eukaryota, Metazoa, Rotifera, Eurotatoria, Philodinida, Philodinidae. The record is from the annotation of a GenBank genome assembly.